Messenger RNA from Octodon degus (degu), 854 nucleotides. It is a transcript of the gene Il17b, whose product is annotated as interleukin 17B. Gene Ontology annotation, biological process: inflammatory response. Gene Ontology annotation, molecular function: cytokine activity. The transcript has 4 exons. The record is from RefSeq and is a predicted model, not a curated record. Gene Ontology annotation, cellular component: extracellular region. Lineage: Eukaryota; Metazoa; Chordata; Mammalia; Rodentia; Octodontidae. The coding region runs from base 140 to 682 and encodes 180 amino acids.
AGUGGCCUGCUCUCCUCCUCACACUCCCCCAAUCCUGCCUCCCUGGGUGGACUCGCGCCCGCACACGUUUGCUGCUCACUUGAGCGGCAUCUGGGGCUCCAGGCGGCGGCAGCUGCAGGCCGACCGCCGGCUUGGCGGGAUGGACUGGCCACACAACCUGCUGCUGCUUCUUGCCAUUUCCAUCUUCCUGGCACUGGGCCAGCCCAGGAGCCCCAAAGGCAGGAGGAAGGGGCAAGGAAGGCCUGGGACCCUGGCCCCUGGGCCUCACCAGGUACCCCUGGACCUGGUAUCUCGGGUGAAGCCCUACGCCCGCAUGGAAGAGUAUGAGAAGAACCUGGGGGAGAUGGUGGCCCAGCUGAGAAAUGUCUCUGAACCAGCUCCGAGGAAGUGCGAGGUCAACCUGCAGCUGUGGCUCUCCAACAAGAGGAGCCUGUCUCCUUGGGGCUACAGCAUCAACCACGACCCCAACCGCAUCCCCGCGGACCUGCCCGAGGCACGGUGCCUGUGUCUGGGCUGCGUGAAUCCCUUCACCAUGCAGGAGGACCGCAGCAUGGUGAGCGUGCCGGUAUUCAGCCAGGUGCCCGUGCGCCGCCGCCUCUGCCCACCGCCGCCACGCCCUGGGCCCUGCCGCCUGCGCCCUGUCAUGGAGACCAUCGCUGUGGGCUGCACCUGCAUCUUCUGAGUGCCGGCCCUGCACCGAGCCAAGCCAGGCUAGAUACGUGAAUGCUGUUCCUUGUAAAGCAAGCCUUUGGCUUUGUUCUUUGUGGCUGAAAGCAAAAAUUGGGGGGUGGGGCUUGGAGAGUCUGGAAGUCAAGUAUCAGAUCAAUAUAAAGAGGACUGUCCAUCAUUCUGAG